UCCCGCUCUCUCUGUGGCUCCAGAGAGGGGGGUGGAGCUGUUGGGUCUCUCUGUGCCAGCCCGGGGCAGAAAUCAAUGCGUGGAGCUGGUCCCUGGCAUCCAGAGAGCAAAGGAGGGUGGGCUCCCACCCAUCCCCAGUUAAAGACCCAGCCUCAGGAGAACCUCUGAGCUGGAUCUCUCAGGAGCGCACCCCACCUCCACCAUUUCAAUUCAUCAACUUGGAAGGACUCCCUCCCAUGGAGAUCGGGGCCAGGCCCUACUUGCUUCUGGAAAAGGCCCUUCCUUUGCAGCCGGCUCCCCACGGCUCCCCAGCCGUGACGCUGGCAAGCUCGUGCUCUGUGCCAGGGUGGAGGCUGAGCUUGGGAUCCGGGGAGGGGGCUGGCGACCCUCUGCGCUGGUGGCGGCCACUGGUUCUGGAGCCCUCUGCCUGCCCUUUGGAGAGCCUUAAACUUCCCAGAAGAGGAAUGACUCGCUGUGCCAGGUGGUAGGAGCUAUGGGGGAGGGUGCCGGAUCCGUCCCCCUCAGGGGCCCACCGGCAGCACAAUAGCCCCUGGGGCUGCUGCUCUCUGGCUUAACUCGUUGCCUGGGCAACAGCUGGGGCCCGUUUCCACCAAUCCACGGCAGAGGCUGGGUGGUGGGCGGGAAGCCAGCCGGGGAAGGGAGGGCACCAGCCCCUUGGGCGGGACCCUAUAUAAGGAGGAGGAAUGUGAGUGGAGAGGUCUGGGCUUCGCUCUCCCUCCAGUGGGCUUGGGGGCAGGGCACAAAGAUGCUUAGGUUGGGCUACACCAAACCUGGGUCCUGGGCCAGCUUCUGGGCCAUCCUGACCCUAGUGGGCCUGGUCACUCGUGCAGCCCAGAAAACCGAUGUCGGCGGGGAGUCAACGGGCACCUCCAUCAACCACUCCCAGACGCUGCUCCAACGCCUGCAGGAGCUGCUGCGGCAGGGCAAUGCCAGCGACGUGGUGCUGCGGGUCCAGGCUGCGGGCACCGAUGAGGUCCGAGUCUUCCACGCCCACCGCCUGCUGCUGGGACUGCACAGUGAGCUGUUCCGGGAGCUGUUGAGUAACCAGAGCGAGGUGGUGCUGCAGGAGCCCCGGGACGGUGCUGCUGUCUUUGACAAGUUCAUCAGGUACCUCUACUGCGGCGAACUGAUCGUGCUGCUGGCGCAGGCCAUCCCCCUGCACAGGCUGGCCACCAAGUACGGCGUGUCCUCCCUGCAGCGGGGCGUGGCCGACUACAUGCGCGCGCACCUGGCGGGCGGCGCGGGCCCGGCGGUGGGCUGGUACCACUACGCGGUGAGCACCGGGGACGAGGCCCUGCGCCAGAGCUGCCUGCAGUUCCUGGCCUGGAACCUGUCGGCCGUGGCGGGGAGCGCCGAGUGGGGAGCCGUGAGCCCCGAGCUGCUGGCGCAGCUGCUGCCGCGCUCGGACCUGGUGCUGCAGGACGAGCUGGAGCUGUUCCACGCGCUGGAGGCGUGGCUGGGCCGCGCGCGGCCGCCCCCCGCCGUGGCCGAGCGGGCGCUGCGCUCCAUCCGCUACCCCAUGAUCCCGCCGGCGCAGCUGUUCCAGCUGCAGGCGCGCUCGGCAGCCCUGGCGCGCCACGGCCCGGCGGUGGCCGACCUCCUGCUGCAGGCCUACCAGUUCCACGCCGCCUCGCCGCUGCACUAUGCCAAGUUCUUCGACGUCAACGGCAGCUCCUUCCUGCCCCGCAACUACCUCGCGCCCGCGUGGGGCGCCCCGUGGGUCAUCAACAACCCGGCCCGCGACGAUCGCAGCACCAGCUUCCAGACGCAGCUGGGCCCCAGCGGCCACGACUCGGGCCGCCGGGUCACGUGGAACGUGCUCUUCUCGCCGCGCUGGCUGCCCGUCAGCCUGCGGCCCGUCUACGCGGAUGCCGCGGGCACCGCGCUGCCCCUCGCGCGCCCCGAGGACGGCCGGCCGCGGCUCGUGGUCACGCCGGCCAGCAGCGGCGGCGACGCGGCGGGCGUGAGCUUCCAGAAGACCGUGCUGGUGGGGACGCGCCAGCACGGCCGCCUGCUGGUCCGCCACGCCUACAGCUUUCACCAGAGCAGCGAGGAGGCCGGCGACUUCCUGGCGCACGCCGACCUGCAGCGGCGCAACUCCGAGUACCUGGUGGAGAACGCCCUGCACCUGCACCUCAUCGUGAAGCCCGUCUACCACCCCCUCAUCCGGAUCCCCAAGUAGCCAAGCGGGGCCCGGGGCGGGAAGCUCGGCGUCCCUGAGGCCUCUGGAUCGGGAAAUACAGGCCCGGCAGAGAUGGGCCAGAGGGACCAGGAGUGGCAUGGCCAGUGGAGGUGCCCACCCUGGCCCCUUGGGUGGAAUCCAGCUGAGGGGUGGUAGACCAGAUGCCUGGUUUCAGGAGCUGAUUUCAUGCUGACUUGAAGGUAACACGGUAGAAUAAACCAAU
Messenger RNA from Aethalodelphis obliquidens (Pacific white-sided dolphin), 2426 nucleotides. It is a transcript of the gene BTBD17, whose product is annotated as BTB domain containing 17. The record is from RefSeq and is a predicted model, not a curated record. Gene Ontology annotation, molecular function: protein binding. Lineage: Eukaryota; Metazoa; Chordata; Mammalia; Artiodactyla; Delphinidae. Bases 767 to 2203 code for a protein of 478 amino acids. The transcript is spliced from 4 exons.